AUUACCGUUUAGUCUCAUAAUGGAGAGUUGUAAGCGAGAACUAAACAAAACAAGCUGAGAUUCGAAAUCAGAAAACUGAAAUGAUAGAUUCAAUUUAAAAUCUAAUUUAAAAAUCAAAGCUAGAUCUAGAUCAAAAUCUAAUCUAGAUCUGAUUUUUCUUCAAUGGCCUCUAAGCCAUCUUCGAGGAGUGAAGAAAUCCAAACUCUUUCAGAGCUUCUCUCUCGGCUUUGUGUAAAGUUAACUGGAUUAAGUGGAGAUGCUGUUAUACCUCAUUUUCAACUUGCACUAAAUUUGCUGCGCAGCAAACAGUCUAUCGAGGAUGAAGACGAGUUUCGGAUUGUAGAGCGUCUUAAGAAGCAAUUGGUACGCCAUGGCAGAGAGAAAGAUGCCGCACACUUUGUCGACCUACACAGAAAACUUCAGUCUCAGAUGCUUCUUAGAAACAGAUCAGCAGUUCUCAAAUUGUUUCAGAAGUUGGCUUCAUUGGAAGAUAAGACCCAACAGAAUAAAGUUACAAGCGAUGCAUUUUUUUCACAAGGGUUACCAUCACAUUUGGUAUCAACACCCAACAGUGGGAUCCAUGUCAGAGGUCGUCUAAAUGUCCUGACAGGGGAUCAAGGGAGGGACAACACCAUGUCUCUUACCGGAGGAAGUAGCGGCAUCAGCAGUAUACGGGGAAAGGAUUUAAGCAGUCAGGAUCCUACACCAGUGGCUCAAUCGUUCAUGCCGAGUCAUUUAGUCACGCCAGCUUUAGGGCUUAACCAGCAGACUGCUUCUCAUGCUGCAAGGUCAAGGACAAUUGCCAUAUUUGGAAGAAAACCUGAAGAUAAAGAAAAUGUGUAUAACUUUAAGACUGUGUCUAGUAGUUUAGCAGUUGCAGCAGAUAUUUCAUCUAAUGAGAUCACACAACAAAGCCUGUUGAAAGAUUUGGUUUACGUGUUGCAAGGUGUUUCUGGACGCUGGAUCAAAUUUGAUGUGGUGAGAAAUAGGAUGGACCUGGAUGCCAGCAUUCCCAAGUGUUACAAACAGGAGAUUGGGAAGCUCUCUGAGUCUGGGUGGUUGUAUAUCAAAAUCAAAUCGUACAUUGACCAGCACAGUACAGACAAGGCUUUUGGACUGGUUGGACAAAGCUUCUGUGCUGCUUUGCAUCAAGAACUAACAGAAUAUCUGCGUCUCAUCUCUGUCUUAGAGGCUCAGCUAGAACAGGAAGUAGACCCAGGACUGCAAGACUCAUGUUCUCACAUUACCUUAGCCCAGCUGUUGGUCUGGACGUAUGAACCUUUGCAGCGUUUGAAAUGGUUGGGAGAACUGGUGGACACAUGUAAAGGUAAAAAAGGAGGAGCCUUGACCUCGACAAUCUUCUCAUACACCCACCAUGGUGACACCUCUGUCAAGAGUUUGAUUACACACCUGCUUACGUUUGUCAGUCAGCCGAUCUAUGCCACCUUGCUGAGGUGGAUGUAUGACGGAGAGCUGGACGACGCUUAUCAUGAGUUUUUUGUGGCCUCUGACCCCCAAGUGAAGAACGACCAACUCUGGCAUGACAAGUACAGCCUCAGGAAGACUAUGAUUCCGUCAUUUAUUACAAUGGACCAGGCCAGCAGGAUUCUUCUGACUGGCAAGUCCAUCAACUUUCUCCGGCAAGUCUGUGAGGACAGGACGCCGACCAAAGGGCGAGAGGUGGCAAUGAAUUUGGAUCUUACUCAAGCAUCAAGUAUGUUUUCUCAAGACCAGAACUCGGACUUUCAAAAAAUGUUAGACUCAGUCUACGAAUUGACCUCACAACAUUUGUUGGAUGUGCUGCAGACAAAAUACAAGUUCUUGGAACAUCUCAAGGCCAUGAGAAGAUAUUUGUUGCUAGGGCAGGGAGAUUUCAUUCGUCACCUCAUGGAUUUGCUCGAAGAAGACCUGGCCAAACCAGCUGGCAAUCUGUAUCUUCACAAUCUCUCUGGCAUUUUGGAGAUCGCCAUUCGGGCCACCAAUGCUCAGUUUGACAGCAGCGACAUCCUGCGCAGGUUGGAUGUCCGGCUCUUGGAUGUAUCUCCAGGAGACACAGGUUGGGAUGUCUUUAGCCUGGAGUACAGAGUGGACGGUCCAAUCAGAACUGUGUUCACACCAGAAUGUAAGGUCAUGUACCUGCGUGUGUUCAACUUCAUGUGGAGAGCCAAGCGUAUGGAGUAUGUCCUGGCCCAGAUCUGGAAGAAUCAGAUGUGCAGUGCACGCCAGCUCAAGACCAUCCCGGAGCUGUCCCCUAUUCUGCACACUUGUCACAUGAUCACAAGUACCAUGGUGCACUUCAUCAAGCAGGUCCAGUACUACAUCAACUUUGAGGUCCUGGAGUGUGCCUGGGAUGAACUACUGACUAAAGUGUAUGAAGCCAAAGAUCUGGACUACAUCAUAGCAGCCCAUCAAGUGUUUCUGGACACAGUUCUCAGCCGAUGUUUGCUGAAUGAGAAAUCCAGGGAGAUUCUCCAGUUGUUGAGGACUUUGUUUGACCUGAUCAUUGAAUUUGAAACUGCCCAGGGAGUUUUCUUUGAGGCAGCAACAUCAGAAGUUUUCACCAGGGAAGCAUUUGAUAAAUCUAAAAAGGAAAGGACCCGCAAGGGGGAGUGGGAAACAAAUGAUGAAAUAGAGAGAGCAGAGAAAUCUAGGAGGAACAGCUUCUUGACAGCCAUCAUACCAUCCACUCGAGCCAAGCUGCAAGUAGUGUCUUCAGCCUAUCAGGACACUGUCAACAGAUUUUUGAAGAUGGUGGCCUCACACCCUGACGCCAGUUUGCGUUUCUUGUGCUUCAGGUUAGACUUCAAUGAACAUUACAAAGUUAGAGAGCCCAGGGGAAGGCUGUCUUUCAUGCGAGCCAACUGACUGUCAUGACUUGUUUUUAUUCUGUAUAAAUGUGUGUAGGCUCUUACAUAUAUACAUAUACCCUUGUACCAUGCACCAAUGUAAUCUGUAACUCUUGGAAUAAAUUGUUACAAAAACUAAAAAAGUAUCUGGCUCUUAUUUUGUUUUGUAUGAAUAUGUACAGUCAAUGACGGUCAGAGGCAGCUAAUUUUACUAAACAAAAAAAAUUGGUUUUGAUGUUUAGAUAAUUGGCUUCACUUCUGAAGCAUAUAAUUUUUUUUUCAACAUUUUACCUUCUUGUAAUUAACACUUAAGGGCAUUAUCAAAAUCAAAAUGCACUCAGGUUUUCUUUUUAGCUACAGUGAAAUGUUUUUUAAAUUGCUAAACUACAAAGAUCAGAUUUAAACAGUUUUUUAAUAUAGCUAGAACUCGUAGAUAUCUAAGCAGAUCAUGUAGAAAGGAUUAAUUGCUAUUGUUCCAAGACUAACCUAAUAUCUACAGCACAGCAUAAUUCUGUUUUUGAACAUUGAUGAUUUGAUUUUAAUAUCAAAGAAAUGGUUAACAAAAAAAUAGUUGCUUUUUAACUUGUAUCAGUAUGAAAUCUGUGUCAAAAAAUUAUUUUUGCAUCAUUAAUGCCUCGAGUAUAUAUAAUAUUAAUGCCUAGAGUAGAAAUUUGCUAUGUUUAAUCAGUAGAAAUGUAUAUAUCUUGUACUAGGGACAAACAUUUUCAAGAAACUCAAGAAAGACUCAAACUUUCCCAUAGAAUAUUUUUAUUUGUCAGCAAUUCCUUUCAAUUCUACCUAAAUAUGUGAACAUUAUGUUAUAGACACUUUGGUUACUUCAAGUAAAAUACAGUAAUACUGAACUUAAUGAGCAUCACACACACACACACACAGCACUAACUGAAAGAUACAGCAGUCAGUUGUCCUACAACUUGGUACACAUGUUCAGGUCAUGGCCCUACGGUUACUGAACCACAAGAAUUCAAGUGUUUAGUUGUUUUAAAAUACUGGCACUUUAUUGGAGUUAAAGGUCUCUAUAUAAGUUUAAUAAUAUAUUUCAGGACAGAACAUUAAAUUCUAGAUUUAGUUUGAGGGUUAAAAGAAGCUGAUUCAACCAUACUUUACAUUACUUAUAGAAAUUUUUUUUUAAAAGGAAUCAUUUAGUGUGAAGACUGCAAUAAUCCAGAGUUAUGUGCUUCAGAGUAUUUCCUUGGAAGAACUUGACAACUUACAUUCCAACCAAAAGAGGAGAAAAAAAUGCAAAGGAGAAACAAAAUGGGGGUUCACCUUAUCACAUGAUCAAUGUAUGGGACUCUCUAGAUAAGCAUGCUUUCUUUAGCAGUAGCAUUUAGGACUGAAAAAUUCAUGAGAGGAUUUGUACAGCUUUAUGAUAAUGAAACUACCAUUCAUAGACUCUUAACAGUACACCUAUAAAUAUACACACUGACUAGCUUCAGACAAACUCAAGAACCGACCACAUACACACAACUCCAAGAGUUUUUACAGAUUUGUAGUCAACAACAACAAAAAUAGAAUUAGCUGAGCAAAGAAAAAAUAUUAAUGUGUAUAGAUAACAUCUGAUUAAAUAAAUAUGUCAAGUUACAGUUUAUAUAAAUAAUUUUAUUGGUAACUACAGUAUAUAAUUUAUAUAUAAUAAAAAAAAAAAUAACUUGAAUAGCUUGAAUCUAAGCAAUAUAAUAUCUGAUAAAGGAAAUAUAAAAAAAGUUGCAUCGGAACAAGACCAGAAAUACAGAGCAUAUCUGCAAAUAGUUUCUGCCCCAUUCCAUGACACUGUGCCAUGUCUAUACAAACAAGUCAACGUAAUAAUUUAAUUAGCUAGAGUAGAAGAAAGGAGGCGACUGCACAAAUGCCAUUAAAUGUAUUCCUGCACGAGUUGAAUUAACUAUUGGCUUUACAAGAGAUUGCAAAUUACAGAGUAAAUGUAACAAAGAAACAAAACAAAAAAA
Biomphalaria glabrata is the source of this 4813-nucleotide messenger RNA. RefSeq names its product gamma-tubulin complex component 3 homolog. Gene Ontology annotation, molecular function: microtubule minus-end binding; gamma-tubulin binding. The record is from RefSeq and is a predicted model, not a curated record. Lineage: Eukaryota; Metazoa; Mollusca; Gastropoda; Planorbidae. Gene Ontology annotation, biological process: microtubule nucleation; meiotic cell cycle; cytoplasmic microtubule organization. The transcript has 23 exons. Gene Ontology annotation, cellular component: spindle pole; equatorial microtubule organizing center; centrosome. Bases 163 to 2865 code for a protein of 900 amino acids.